GUCAGCCGUGUAACAGGGCGGAGGGCGUCAGCCAGCCUGGGAUAAUCCGAGGAGGAGAUUCGUAGAGCUGCACCGGUCUUCCUACUUCGCUCUGACGACCCGCUUUUGUGGCUGGGAGGUGGCUCAGCCCCAGAUGGUGCCAUCUGGGCGAACUGAGGGCUGGGGACAGUUUAGGAGUGGGAGUGAAACCUGUUGUAAAAGGUCAGCGCUUUCCGUGGCUCGCUUCCUGACAGAAAGCGUGAAAGAGCCUGUUCUCCGCAGCUGGAUCUCGGCCCCUGACUGUGGCGGGCGUCCUGCGAGCCCACCGGCGCCCCGCACCCUGCCGGGACCGGCGGCUCCCGCACCGUCCAGGAGCUACAGCCCCUUCCAACGUUUCCAGGAAUUCGUCAAAAUUUAAACGGAGGGUAUUGAAGAAUGAUUUCCUGUCGUACCUGCUGAGGGAUGCCAGCGUUUCACUGAAAACCGGCUACCGUGACAGUCGCAGUGUUGUAACUACAUCCCGGAGUGAGGUGUGGGGGGAGGCUAACCAAGGUCUUCUGCACCGGCUAGGGUGAAACGUUAUGGACAUGGCUCCAGAUACCUGGGAUUUUUUUUCCCCUCCAGAAAAUUUGGGCAAAGAUAACUCUAGCUGAAUUUUGUCAUGAGUGGGCAAACUCCACAGGCUGGUUGCAAGCUCAAGAUGUGGACAAAAUGACUGGAAAAAGGGAAAAAUUUACCUGUUUAUCAUGGCCGAAUGUGGGAAACAUGACAGCAAAACCACUGUUUUCAUGUAAUAUUGCAACAGCAUUUCUGUCUUUAAUUAUUGCAAAGAAAUGUGAAACCUACAAUGCAAUGUCAGGGCAAAUUCUUGUGCCUGACGGGCAGCCUCUUGCUGUUAACUGUUCACCGGAAAAGAGCUUGAAAAGUGGGAGCUACAACUUAACGUGGUAUAAAGUUGGUAACCAGACAGCUGUGCCUAGAGACAAACUGUCUAGAGUGCAUCAGCAGAAGAAUUUAAUUUGGUUUCUUCCUGCAAUGUUAGAAGAUUCUGGAGACUAUGAAUGUGUCAUAAGGAAUUUGACAAGCUGGAAGAAAAUGUGUACAAAAGUAACAGUUUUUGAGAAGAUUGAUGGUUUAUGCUUAAAUGAAAAAUUUGCUGUAGAGGAGGUGAUAUUCACAUCAUCAUCUGCAAAGGUUGUGUGUCCACACUUGGAUUAUUUCAGGAAUGAGAAGGAUAUUCAGCCUGUUCGUUGGUACAAGGACUGCCAGCUGCUGGAAGGGAAAAGAUUUGCCUUCUCAAACAGUGAUCUUAUAAUUUUCAAUGUGACUGUACAUGAUCAAGGAAACUAUACAUGUGAAACAACAUGUAACUACAAUGGAAAACAAUAUAACAUUUCACGAGAUGUCAGUCUGAUUGUAGAAGUGAGCCAACCAAAAAAACCUCCAGAAAUAUCUUACCCAAGAAACAACUCUAUUGAAGUGGAACUUGGCUCACAGGUUACAGUGGAUUGCAAUACAACAGGUGCUGAUGGGUAUGAAGUGUUUUGGACGGGCAACGGUGUGUAUAUUGAUGUAUUUUACAUGAGCAGAAUUUUUGCAAGUCCCUAUGAGGAAGAAACCUCUAACGAUGGACGCCCUAUGCAUUCUGUGAAGCUAAUAAUUUCAGAAGUGACUAGUGAAGAUUAUGAACAACCAUUUGUCUGUCAAGCUUCAAAUGCCUUUGGGCAGGUUGCAUCUUAUAUUAUAUUAAAGCACAGAGUUCCUGACAUACAAAGAUGGCUGACUGGAGGGCUUGUCUCUUUGUUAAUUUUAGCAUUUAUUAUUUUAAUAAUCUACAAGACUUUCAAGAUUGAUCUGGUGCUUUGGUACCGUAAUUCUGUCUGUGCCCUUACAAGUAAGGAAGAUGGGAAAACUUACGAUGCAUAUGUCCUGCAUGCAAAAAGCAGUGAAGGCAAAAGUUUCUAUUGUCUGGAGACCUUUGUUCGUAGAAUACUCCCAGAUGUUUUAGAAAAACAAUGUGGAUAUAAUCUCUUCAUAUUUGGAAGAGAUGAUUUACCUGGAGAAGCUGUAGUCAGCGUUGCUGAUGAAACCCUUAAGCAAAGCAGAAGACUGAUGAUUAUUUUGGGAUCAGAAACAUCUAGUUGCUGCCUGCUAGAAGACACCUCUGAACAACAGCUAGCUAUGUAUAAUGCACUCAUCCGUGAUGGGAUUCAAGUGAUUCUUAUAGAAAUGGAUGAAAUACAGGACUACACAAGCAUGCCAGAAUCAAUCAGAUACAUUAAGCAAAAACAUGGAGCUAUCCAAUGGAAAGGUGACUUCUCGGAAAAAUCAUGUUCAGCAAAUACAAGAUUCUGGAAAAAAGUGCGCUAUCAAAUGCCAUUCAGGAAAAAGGUAUCUUAUUCUUAAGUGUAUUUAUUGCCGUUAACUUCGAACAAUUCUGCAGCAAAGGGGAGUUAAGAAGCGCCUAUUAAAAUAAUAUUGAGAAGGUAAUUCUGAAUUGUGAUGUUUCUUGCACAAAGUCUUUAUAUUACAAACUAAAUGUUUUCUUUGAGAUGUAAGAAAUAGUCAUUCCUUCCUUAAAUUACACCUUAAAAGAAAAACUCUGUGCAGCUUUAUCUCUGUUCUGGAUUUUUGACAGUGACCCAAUUUGUUGUGUUAGCCUUCAUUAGAUACGAGAAGUAAAUGUUAUGGUGAUGGUGGUACACAAUUAAAUAGUCACAGUCCACAUGAAUGUUAUAUGAAGAAGCAGCUAUGAGGUCCAUUUUUAAAAAUUGAAACUGCAGUUGAUAUAUUAAAAAUCUGUUUCUAUCAUCAGAAUUUUCCUAGUCUUUCUGUUCUUGUUACUUCUCCAUGAGUGUCUGACUUCCUCAUUGCUGCAGGAAAGCCUGCACUGUGCAAGCCUUGAGGUCCCCUUCUGAGCAAAAGGCCUUAUCCUUGUUUCUUUAAGGAGUUGGGAUAAUACAUGACAUAGCAGGUAUAUUUAAAACUCACAACACUUAAUGUGUUUCAGCUGAACCGUUGGUACCACGUGUGUUCAAUAAAUGACUUUUUAGACAUUUGUUGAAUAAUUCUGUGAUAUCUGCUCUUUGUUUGUUUGUUUGUUUUUUAAAAAAAACUUAGUCUCUUGUAAUGGUCAGGAAACUGAAAAUAUUUCAGAUUUUUUGAGAACUGAAAGUUCUAGAAUGUGCUGCUACUCUGAAAACCAGAAGUUCUCAUUCUGUGUCUCUAACUAUGCACAUAGAAAUUUACUGAGAAUCUAUCAAAGACUGUGCUUGGGCUGGGUUUCCUGCAGAGAGUGGAAAAUGGCCAGUUCUGAAACAUGACCAGAUGGUAAUGGCAAGAAAUGGUAUCUUGUCUAAUUGUGAAAGGAAAAGUUAGAAGCAUGUGCCUAUAUCAAACUGCUUGGAAGUAGCUUGGUAUUUCUGGAGCCAAUCCAUUGUUUU
This is a messenger RNA of Pipra filicauda (Wire-tailed manakin), 3422 nucleotides long. Its product is annotated as interleukin-1 receptor-like 2. The coding region runs from base 691 to 2385 and encodes 564 amino acids. Lineage: Eukaryota; Metazoa; Chordata; Aves; Passeriformes; Pipridae. The transcript is spliced from 12 exons. The record is from RefSeq and is a predicted model, not a curated record. Gene Ontology annotation, molecular function: interleukin-1 receptor activity. Gene Ontology annotation, biological process: signal transduction; regulation of inflammatory response.